AUGGCAAGCAUAGUCUCAGAUGAAACCACCUACAAGACAACAACAAAUCAACUAGCGAUUGCAGAACGCAAGAACAACGCCUUAGUAAAAAGACUUUAUGAAGGUAGUCACAUUGACUUCAUUACAAAAAGAGAAUUGACAACGCAUAACUCCAGAACACCGCGAAUAUAUGGAUUGCCAAAAAUACACAAGGAGAAUACUCCACUCAGGCCCAUUGUAUCGUGUAUUAAAUCGCCAACAUAUGCAAUGUCCAAAUUUCUCAACCAACUAUUGAAGCCAAUUGCUGACGAAGGUGGAUUUAACGUAAAAGAUUCCUUUGAGUUCGUGGAGAGGGUAACAAAAUGCGAGGUUCCAGAAGGAUACAUCAUGAUCAGUCUGGAUGUGGUGUCACUUUUUCCUAAUAUACCGCGCGACUUAGCCUUACGGAUUAUAGAAGAAUAUUGGGAUGCAAACAGAAUCACCACAACCAUAGAUAAAAGGCUGUUUCUUGAAGUCCUAAAAUUUUGCCUGGAGACAAGUUUCUUCACAUACGGUGACCAGCACUUCUCACAGAUCGAUGGCAUGCCGAUGGGAGGACCACUGUCACCAAUAAUAGCAGAUAUUGUCAUGGAUUACACAAUAGGCAAAAUUCUCGAGAAAGUUCCCGCAAGAAUCGUCUGUCUGACCAAAUAUGUAGACGACAUUUUCUGUUUGGUGCCGCACGACAAGGUCACGGACAUUCUCUCACACUUCAAUGGAUACCAUCCCAAACUGCAAUUCACGGUUGAAUUGGAAAAAGAAGGAGGACUUCCUUAUCUGGACACCUAUGUCGUAAGAAAACCCUCAAGUCUUGCAACAAUGUGGUAUAAAAAACCAAUUGCAUCAGACAGAAUGCUUAACUUUCAUUCUCAACAUCCUCUGAGGCAAAAAGUGGGCACAGCAAUUGGAUUUAUGAAGAGAAUCGAAAAGCUCACCACAACAAACAGGGAAAACAUGAAAGAGAUUGCCAUCUCAAAACUAAGAGUCAAUGGAUUUCCGCCAAAACUUAUCAAUGCCCUAUGGAACAAGCACAUUGGACAACCAGCAUCAGCAACUCACAACAUAUCCCACAGCUCACCCACCAAUACAGAAGUCAUCUAUAAAUCGAUCACAUACAUUCCAAAACUCAGUGAUACGAUAAAAAGAAUAUUGCGCGCCGAAACACAAACCAUAAAAAUUGCAUUCAAGUGCGCCCAUACAAAUUCGGAAUUAUACACGAAUUUGAAAACAAAGAUUGACCCAUUAUUGGAAAGCGGAGUGGUAUAUUCCAUCCCGUGUGAGUGCGAAAGAGUAUAUGUAGGUAAAACCAUGCAGAGACUGAAGGACAGAAUGAAUCAACACAAGAGGAGCAUCACCCAAUACGAUCCUAACCAAGAGGAAAAGAGUGACGCUACAGCCCUGGUGACUCAUGCACGAAAAAUGAAACACCAGUUUUUGUUUGACUCGGUCGAAAUCGUGGACAGAUGCGAACACAACAAAAAACUAGAAUACUUAGAGAUGCUUCACAUCCAUAUACAACGAUCGCAUACUGUCAACAAGAGAAGCGACACUGAAGGGAUCAACACAAUUUACACUUCUCUUUUGCAACGAGUUAAAACGAGACAACAGCACACCAACACCACAAUAGAUGAUGAGUUCCAGAGCUGUGAUGAGAGCUGA
Phlebotomus papatasi is the source of this 1677-nucleotide messenger RNA. RefSeq lists its product as uncharacterized. The transcript has a single exon. The record is from RefSeq and is a predicted model, not a curated record. The coding region runs from base 1 to 1677 and encodes 558 amino acids. Lineage: Eukaryota; Metazoa; Arthropoda; Insecta; Diptera; Psychodidae.